AGGGACAGCCCAGAGGAGGCGUGGCCACGCUGCCGGCGGAAGUGGAGACCUCCGCGAGCCCGCGGGGCCGCCGGGCAUGCCGGAAAAACGGACAAUGGGGAUGGGGCCGGGCCGGCGAUGGGGACGCAGUAGCAUUGCGCGGAGCUGCACCCGCGCCCGCCUAGACAACGGGGAUGGGGGGGGGCCUCGGCAGCAGGGACCGCAGGCCGCCAGCAGGCCGGCCUCCAGCGCAGGUGCCCGAGGGGCGGGGCUGGCCUGGGAUGCGCGCGCACCUGCCCUCGCCCCGCCCGCACGAGGGGUGGCAGCCGAGGCCCCGCCCCGCGCGCCUGGCCUGAGGCGGGUCGGCUCAGCCUAGGCGCCCGCCCUCGCCCCACUGAUUAAUUGGGCCGGCGGGGCUCAGCCCCCGGAAACGGCCGUGUACUUCGGGGCUGCGAGCGCGGAGGGCGGCGGCGACUAAACUCAGACAGCGUUAUGGCAGAGCAGGUGGCACUUAGCCGGACCCAGGUGUGCGGGAUCCUGCGGGAAGAGCUGUUCCAGGGCGAUGCCUUCCAUCAGUCGGAUACACACAUAUUCAUCAUCAUGGGUGCAUCGGGUGACCUGGCCAAGAAGAAGAUCUACCCCACCAUCUGGUGGCUGUUCCGGGAUGGACUUCUCCCCGAAAACACCUUCAUCGUGGGCUAUGCCCGCUCCCGCCUCACAGUGGCUGACAUCCGCAAGCAGAGUGAGCCCUUCUUCAAGGCCACCCCAGAGGAGAAGCUCAAGUUAGAAGACUUCUUCGCCCGCAACUCUUAUGUGUCCGGCCAGUAUGAUGAUGCAGCCUCCUACCAGCGCCUCAGUAGCCACAUGAAUGCCCUCCACCAGGGGUCACAGGCCAACCGCCUCUUCUACCUGGCCUUGCCCCCAACUGUCUACGAGGCUGUCACCAAGAACAUCCACGAAUUCUGCAUGAGCCAGACAGGCUGGAACCGCAUCAUCGUGGAGAAGCCUUUCGGGAGGGACCUGCAGAGCUCCGACCGCCUGUCCAACCACAUCUCCUCCCUGUUCCGCGAGGACCAGAUCUAUCGCAUCGACCACUACCUGGGCAAGGAGAUGGUGCAGAACCUCAUGGUGCUGAGAUUUGCCAACAGGAUCUUCGGCCCCAUCUGGAAUCGGGACAACAUCGCCUGUGUGAUCCUCACCUUCAAGGAGCCGUUCGGCACUGAGGGCCGUGGGGGCUAUUUCGAUGAAUUUGGGAUCAUCCGGGACGUGAUGCAGAACCACCUCCUGCAGAUGCUGUGUCUGGUGGCCAUGGAGAAGCCCGCCUCUACCAACUCUGAUGACGUCCGUGAUGAGAAGGUCAAGGUGUUGAAAUGUAUCUCGGAGGUACAGGCCGGCAAUGUGGUCCUGGGCCAGUACGUGGGGAACCCUGAUGGAGAGGGCGAGGCCACCAAAGGCUACCUAGACGACCCCACGGUGCCCCGUGGGUCCACCACUGCCACCUUUGCAGCUGUCGUGCUCUAUGUGGAGAACGAAAGGUGGGAUGGGGUGCCCUUCAUCCUGCGCUGCGGCAAGGCCCUGAACGAGCGCAAGGCCGAGGUGAGGCUGCAGUUCCACGAUGUGGCAGGUGACAUCUUCCACCAGCAGUGCAAGCGCAACGAGCUGGUGAUCCGCGUGCAGCCCAAUGAGGCCGUGUACACCAAGAUGAUGACCAAGAAGCCGGGCAUGUUCUUCAACCCCGAGGAGUCGGAGCUGGACCUGACCUACGGCAACAGAUACAAGAACGUGAAGCUCCCUGAUGCCUAUGAGCGCCUCAUACUGGACGUCUUCUGCGGGAGCCAGAUGCACUUUGUGCGCAGUGAUGAGCUCCGGGAGGCCUGGCGGAUCUUCACCCCACUGCUGCACCAGAUCGAGCUGGAGAAGCCCCAGCCCAUCCCCUACCUUUAUGGCAGCCGAGGCCCCACGGAGGCAGACGAGCUGAUGAAGAAAGUGGGUUUCCAGUAUGAGGGCACCUACAAGUGGGUGAACCCCCACAAACUCUGAGCCCUGGGCGCCCCCUCCACCCCUGCCACGGCCACCCUCCUUCCCGCCGCCCGACCCCAAGUUGGGAGGCCUCUGGGACCACUGGCCUUAGCUGCACAUUCCCGGCCCCGGGCUUGGGCCACCCUGGCCUGCCCUCGCUGCUGCCAUACCCGAGCCCAGCUACAUUCCUCAGCAGCCAAGCACUUGAGACUCGUGCUGUGACCAUGCCUGAGCCGGCCUCCUCCCCUCACUCCAGCCCGGCGGAAGGAAGGAAGGAAGGAGGAGGGCCUUCUCGGCCACUGAGGCUCACUCCUGAGUGGGGUCUGGAGGGGGAGGAAAGGGGCAAGUGCCCACGCAAGAGAACCUGCCUGUGGCCUUGCCCACCAGCCUCAGUGCCACUUGACAUUCCUCAUCACCAGCAACAUCUCAAGCCCCCUGUAUGUCCCCUGUCCCACCAACUGCACUCCGUGGCCACCGUGUACCACCUGUAGGCGGCCUCCCUGCUACAAGAAAAGCAGAAGUAGCAGCUGGGACCCCCCUGCCAUUAAAUCCGCAAACAGCCC
Sapajus apella (tufted capuchin) is the source of this 2561-nucleotide messenger RNA. It is a transcript of the gene G6PD, whose product is annotated as glucose-6-phosphate dehydrogenase. The record is from RefSeq and is a predicted model, not a curated record. Gene Ontology annotation, molecular function: glucose-6-phosphate dehydrogenase activity; NADP binding. The transcript has 13 exons. The coding region runs from base 472 to 2019 and encodes 515 amino acids. Lineage: Eukaryota; Metazoa; Chordata; Mammalia; Primates; Cebidae. Gene Ontology annotation, biological process: glucose metabolic process; pentose-phosphate shunt, oxidative branch. Gene Ontology annotation, cellular component: cytosol.